Messenger RNA from Cavenderia fasciculata, 351 nucleotides. RefSeq lists its product as uncharacterized. Lineage: Eukaryota; Evosea; Eumycetozoa; Acytosteliales; Cavenderiaceae. The record is from RefSeq and is a predicted model, not a curated record. The coding region runs from base 1 to 351 and encodes 116 amino acids. The transcript has a single exon.
AUGAGAGGAAUAAAACAACAGCAACUCUCUAAAGAAAGCAGCCCUGUAUUGGCUUGGUCAAAUCCAAAUGAAGUUGCAAUGAUCAAAUCAAUACAGGAUGCCAACUUUAGAGAGUCUGAACUCAAGAAUCAACAAGAAUUGGAUAAAGAAACAAAGAAAAAGAUUAUUGAUCUAACAAAAGAUGAUAUUCAAGUAAAACAAGAGAUACCAAUAGUAAAAAAAGAAAAUGAUAGAUUCGAUCAAUUGGAAAAGAGGUUGUCAAUGUUGUUUGGAGCAAAGGAAGAGAAAUUAAAGAGAAGACAAGAAAAAGAUGAUAGAUCAAUGGAAAUACUUUACAACAACAACAAGUAG